Pimephales promelas (fathead minnow) is the source of this 3849-nucleotide messenger RNA. RefSeq names its product centrosomal protein 126 (gene cep126). Lineage: Eukaryota; Metazoa; Chordata; Actinopteri; Cypriniformes; Leuciscidae. Gene Ontology annotation, biological process: cytoplasmic microtubule organization; non-motile cilium assembly; mitotic spindle organization. The record is from RefSeq and is a predicted model, not a curated record. Gene Ontology annotation, cellular component: centrosome; ciliary base; midbody.
CGUCGAUGGUUACCAAAUACCGACAUGGCGUAACUGUUUCAGAGGCAGCGAACGGCAAUAAAGUCAUAACGUUACUUUCGCCUGCUUUAAUUUAAAACAAUGUCAAUAGCAUACACACGGGUUUGGUCUAGAUAAAUCAAGUAUCAAACUACAGGAAGUUUUAAAGAUAUAGGUUUCGCGCUUUCUGUCUGUGUUUAGCUGUGGCACUGGCUGGACUGUUUUCAUCUUCUCAUUCUUCAGAGCACCAAUAUUUUUUUUAUCUUUUUUACCAAAGUAGAUAAAUUCUGCGUGUGCCAGCUAUGUUUUUGCGCGGUCGUUCCGACGUCAAUAGGAUGCAGCUUCUGUUGUAUGGAUGAGAAGUGUGUUGUCAGCUGCUUGUCAUCCUGAUAUUCGGGAUGCCAGUCCUGGAAGACAAACUUUAUUACUCGAACAUUAGAUCAGGUUUACAUGGAGAGACUGAAAAUGAAAGGGAAAUACUAGUAAAAGAACAGAGGUGUUGUCGGGCUCGGGCUCGCAAGCUUUCCCUGGAAACAAAUCGCCGACGAAAGGCUCUUGAGGAGAGAAGGAAACAGUGGGAUGUUCAGGAGAAGAGACUGAGGGAGAAUGUUCUUCAGCAGCGCCAUCAGAAGGUCCAGGAUGCCACAGAAAACUUCCAAAGAGCUCAUCUCUCUCCAUCCCAAAGGAAAAGACCAGCAGCCUUUAAGAGAAGAACACCCAACCUCGAUGAAGCGCUACAUCAUAUUCAAGGCAGUCCACUCUUAUUUACUCAUCAAUCUCAAUUUUUACCCAGUGCCUCCACUACUAACAGAAGCUGCACUUCCUCCCCAAAGCCUUCAGGGGGCGCCCGUCACCUGCGUGCCUUAUCUGCAGCUGAGGCCUACGCCAAACUCCUGCAGGACAGCAGCCUGACUCACUUCAGGAACAACCAGCUGUUCUUCCUCAAUCCGCAACAGGAGACACACACUGUUCCCACAGUAAAAGAGCAGGCUGAUCCUCAGGAGUAUCUUGAUACCCCACAUAGUGAGACAGAGAGUCUGUCUAGUCUGGACAGUUUAGAGAAUGGAGAACCUCAGAAGAGCCUUGACACUGCACCAGUGUGUUGCUCCCAGCAGAGCAUCACCUAUGCCCAGUCUUUCUACCUCCCUAUGGAUCCUUAUAAGCUCCAAGCCCCCAAACAUUCUCAAUCCCCAUUGAGACAGUCCAACAACCCACUUUCAGCAUCUCACCCCUCCUCUUCUAUAGCCAAGAGUUUCCUGGAGGAGAUAAACCGGGGAAGCAAAAUCAAUUCCAGCUUACAGACACCAAAGGAUCAUGAGUCAGCAGAGGAAAUCAGGAGUCUCCACAAUCACACGCAAGAAAGAUUUGAUCAUUACAAGGACCAAUCGCAGAACUUCAACGCCCAGUCUACUCUUGCUUGCCAAGAAGAGUUGUUGCAGCAGAACUCCGCACAUAUGAUAACUCAUGAUAAUGACAAAAACCCUCAAGGGAACAUUUUGAAAGACAAAGCAUCUGUGGUUGCCCACUGCAGAACGCAAGCCGUGCCAGAAAACACACCUCUGCAGUUCUCAAGUCUGACUAAAGACUUCAAGUCAGAAUCCGAACAGCAGACAAGAACCCCGGAGGAGAAAUGUGAUUUAGCAGAAACACAGGCGGCUCCUCCAGACAGCAGAUACACACACAGCGACAGUCCGUUCAAAGCCUUGUCAAGCUCAGCUGCCCAUCUUUGCAUAAAUCACCGGACCGAACCGAGUUCCCUGAACAUAGAAGCACCGAGUUCCUCACAGUCGCAUAAACACAAUCCAGAUGUGGAUGAUGCCACAGCGCUCAAGAGAGAAUCCAAACCGCUGAGCAUGGAGGAGAGUAUACGCAUACAUGCAUCAGAUCCUAAAAAUGAAACGGAUGUCGCCAAAUUGGAAAAGGCGAAUAUGUUGAAAAGCACAGAGGAACCAAACCGAACAUCUGCAAACGCCCGAUUCCUGAAAGGGAUUCUUAAAAACCAUUUAAAAUCCAAAUCGGGAAAUGUCAAAUUCACUUACACCCCUGGCCAUGUGCUUUUCACCAAAGAAGUGGCCAUAUCAAUCCGGGACAGCGUGGAGCUGGCCAGGACAAAACUCAAUGAGCCGGAGCAGAAUAGGACCAUUAAGAAGAAACUGCGUUGGCUGGAUGAGGUGGAUGGAGUUGAAGGGGUGGACCGAGUGUUUCAACAGCUCUCCGCGGAUCACUCGGACCAUGGGAAUUUACUCACGGGGGUAUCAAAAAACAUCUCCAAUAAGACCUCUGCUGUCCCCACUGGGCCCCAAUCCACUAGACAAGCCUGGACAGAGGUAGGGCCCCAAGACAUCCGCACACAGGAGCCCACCUCUCAAAGGGGCUCACGGAUUCCCCGGAGAGCAGGCUCAGCUAGAGUUGGCUCGUGUCCCGUUACCUCCCGGGUUAGGAAGGGCACUAUCAUCAGACCGCAAUCUGCCAGGGAAGCGCAACAUGUGGCCAAGACCCAGGGGAAGGUUUUGGUGCCUCGGCCCCCUCCGAUUCCGAAACCUGAAGUUGUGGAGUGUCCCGUGUACAUCUCAAAGGCAUCCUGCUGUGAUCCCGCAGGUCUGCAGGAUCUGGCCCUGGGCAAAGAUACUCCAGAUAGCCAGACCCAAAGAACUGAUCCAGCUCCACCUCACUGUACCUACACCCACGAGACACGCAUCUGUUCCCUGUCCCCUCCAGACUAUCCCAGGUGCAGGUGUGGAGAAAACGGGAUCUGUUUGGACCGGACUCCAACAGAUGAGGAGAUCUCGAUGCUGUGGCAUGGGGUCCGGAGUGCUCUCGCCAGCAAAGACGGUGACCCUCAAAGUUUUCUUGCUCACAAUGGCCCGUUGUCUUCUUUGCCUCAAGUCAGUGCCAGCCUGUCCCAUGUUACCAUCAAUGGUGAUAGUCUGAUCAGUGGUGUCAAAGGAGCCUCAAGAAUGGGUGGCUUUUUCUUGUCUGCCGGUAAAGAGGCUAUAGUGAAAAGUCUAAUAAGGAGACAGGCUAUGGAGGGUAGCAUGGUGAAGAACAACAGAAGUCAAACUGCAGGAACCGCACAGAGAAAGCCAAGCUUUCCUCAUCAGGUCAUGGUGCCAAAAACUCAACACCCAAAUAAAACAGGUCAUACAGCAGACAGCGAAGGACUAGAGGUGUCAGACGGUGCUCAUGAAGUUGUGGACUGGGCUCAGACCCAUAAGUCCUGCAUCGGUCCAGUCGGACCCCAUAGCCAGAGAAUGCAGUCCCUCAGCAUCAGCGCUCUGUCACUAGAGGAGCAGAGGAUCCUGCAGUCACUCGACAGACUUAAUCAACGGCUGCAAUAUGUGCAGGAUACAGCUGGUGGCGGCCCAGCACUGAGGGGUAUCUUUGCCGUGGGUCCUGCACUUACCGGUGAGACUGUGGGUGUCACCAUGCGUAGGCGAGGAGCCUCUGCUGACAAUCGCACCCGAACGCAACAGCGUUACUGACUACACCUCCAAUGAUCCACCCCCCCUCCCUCAGCCACCUUCUCUGAACUGCACUUUGAAACCCUUUAAACCUUACAAACGUGUGCUUCACAUUGCUGAGACAUCCUCAAAUGCGGUAUUUAAUUGUUUUCUAAUCAGUUAUAAUGAUUCUGGCAAUACACAAUGCAAAAUUUUUUAUAUUUUAUGCGUUCUGAUUGGUUGAUAUUUAUUUGUAUAAAUAUAUUUUCAUAGGCAUUGUACAGUAUGUUAUUAAUGUACUGUACUGUACUUUUUAUUCUAAACAAUCUUGACUCUUGGAGAAAAAUAAAUUAAUUUGAGAAAAAGCUUUUGUUCCUGAGUGCCAAAACAGGAUAAAGGGCUUUUUGUGCAA